Molecule: messenger RNA, 961 nt
Organism: Onthophagus taurus
Lineage: Eukaryota; Metazoa; Arthropoda; Insecta; Coleoptera; Scarabaeidae
Product: 15-hydroxyprostaglandin dehydrogenase [NAD(+)]-like
Cellular component (GO): cytoplasm
Molecular function (GO): oxidoreductase activity, acting on the CH-OH group of donors, NAD or NADP as acceptor
Source: RefSeq, a predicted model, not a curated record
AUAUAACUACACAGUUUACGACUUUCAGUAUAUGUUUGAACUGUAGUUAACAAAAUGUCUAUCGAAAAUAAGGUUGCUCUUAUCACCGGAGGCGCUUCAGGAAUUGGAUUAGAAAUUACCAAAGAAUUAUUGAAGCAUAAUGCAAAAGGUGUGGUUAUUGCUGAUAUCAACGAUAAAAGUGGGGAAGCAAUUACUAAACAAUUAAAUGAAGAAUUCGGAUUGGGAAAAAUAAUUUUUGUGAAAACAAACGUUGCCGAUAAAGAUCAAUUUGAAAAUGCAAUGAAAAAAACUGUUGAUUUUUUUAAACAGUUUGAUAUUUUAGUAAAUAAUGCUGGAAUAUUCAAUGAUAACUUAUACGAAAAGGAAAUUUCAAUUAACUUGAUUGGAGUAAUCCAUGGGUGUCGAUUAGCAAUGGAUACAUACUUAAAAAAGUAUAAAUCCUCUCCAGAAGGAUUAAUUAUUAACAUUGCGUCAAUACUUGGUUUGGAACAUUCAGAAAUGACACCCAUUUACACAGCAACUAAACAUGCCAUAGUUGGUUUGAGCAAAUCCCUUGCAACACCAAUACAUUACGAAGCAACAAAAAUUAAGAUAAUAACAAUAUGUCCAGGAUAUACGAACACAUCUAUGAUGAUAACGACGGAUGACCUCUUUUUUAAUACCCGAUGUUGUAGUGUUGGACGCACGUUUAGUCAAAACCUCGUCGUACAAACUGUAGAUAAUAUGGGUAAAGUAAUAGCUCCAAUUAUCAACGAAAGUGAAAAUGGAUCUAUUUGGAUUGUUGAUGGUGAUAAUGUUUCAUCAGUUUAUAUACCGGAAAUUAAGGAAUUAAAGAAAAUGAAAAUAUUUUGCAAUGAAAUUGGUGGAUUCAAAAAUAACUGAUAUCGAUAUUCUUUAAAAUAUUAUAUAAUUGUGUUUAAAUAACAAACCUGUAAGUUUUAUGAUUAAAAGAUUAUUUUAA